AAGAAACUUCUAACCUGUACAUCCUGCACAGAUCAAUUUUAAAUUGUCUGCACAUAUUGUGUACACAAACGAAGGAAAAAUAAGUGUGGCAAGAUAACAAGUACAAAAAAUACUUUUAAAUAUGAAUUCUCCGUGUAGUCAGAAAAUGAUUGCACUAAGGGAAAGAAAUCGUGUACUUCUUGAUCAGCUUGAGUCAAACUCCAUUCUGCUAGAACGUAGAUUGAAAGAAUUAAAACGCGCUGCUAGGAUUUUGGUUACAGAAGUGCAAGGUGUUCAGAAAAAUCACAGCAAGCUCACCCACUAUCACCUUUAAAGAGGAAGUAUGAGUCUUGGAAAAGAAGAAAUUCCUCUAGUCAAGUAACAGCCACUCUGAAUGCAGCAGUAUACAGUGUCAGCUCUAGCAGUUCAGAUAGUCAGGAAUUGAAUGCAAAGCACAAACAAAUAAUGGAAGAUAUUACAUCACCAGCUAAACGUAGUAAGCAAAGCACCUUAAUUAGACCAAGGCACAGAGGCAAAGUAAUGCAACUUUGUGAAUGUCCAGUUAAAUCAUCCACUACAUUUGAUGUAAAAAACAGUGGAAAGGGUUCUGAAGAAUGUUACUGCAAAACAUCUGCUGGCAAGGAUGGAACACAUUCAAGUGUAACAUCACAGGAAAGCGAGGGAUCCAUCUCCCCAACACAUACUGACAGUGAUCAUCACAUAUGUAAGCAGUCUUCAGAACUACAUUCACCAAAAUAUAAUAUGAAUGAUGGGAAAAAAGACAAUGACCAAAAGAGGAGAACUUUAGAGUCAGCACAUGCAAUAAUUGAUUAUUCUCCACAAUCAAUAUUUCUCCAGAGAUUGAAGGAAAGAUUUCAGGCUGUUGGUGAUCUGGUUGCUCCAGCGAACAUAAGAACAACUUUGGCAAAGCCAAGGUCAGAGACAUCACCCAAGAAAUCCCAGUAUUCUGGCAGCACAGUACAAACUAAUCGAAUGAAACCUACGAAACCAAGUCCAGACAAGACAAAUCUAGAAAAGUUUACACCACUUAAGUUUCCUCCUUCUGCUAGACCCCACUUUAGCCAUGGCAGUCAUGAACUGAUCUCUGAUGGGAAUAAACAGAGCACCACUAAACAGGCUACACGUAGCCCAAGACAUGCAUAUAAGGGUGAGAUGAGGCAGAAGAAGAACAGGAAACGUGUCUGCUUCAGGAAAAAAUGUCACUGUCGUGUCCAGCAGAACAUCCAGUCCAAGAAAAGGUCCCCUAGUGCUACAAAAGAGAAUGCACAAGCAAACCCAGCAGAAAAGCUGGAACUUACCGGCCCAGGGGACUUCCCAUCAAGCCCCUGUGCCUGUUUUUGUGAUGGCAGUGCAAAGCAGAUGCUCCGCCCCAAGACCCCACUGAUAGUGAGUGGUGAAGUGGAAGGCCUGGUGGACAAUGGACAUGAUAAGAAACAUAUGCAACCUCAAUGUUGCUGCGGACGAAGAUCAAGAUGGUUUGAUGAGUUGAAUGAGUUCCGACAGUCACACUGGUUUGAUUGCCAUGCUUAUCCACAUCCAGACUCUGCUAGAAACUUCGAAAGAGGAGCUACUCAUCCCACAGGCCAUAAAUGUGUUCACGAGUAUGAUCUAGAUGACAGAUUGUUUGCCAGACCAUUAUAUCCAGACCAUGAAAAUAGCAGCCGCUGCACAGUAUGUCAUCUGCCGUACAGCACAUCUAAGUCAAGAACAAGAGAAACGCCUGCAAUUACACUACGAUCAACGCUACAGAAUCCAGAGUUUCAGGUAUCGAUACCUUCUGGAUCACCUCGUGGCGUGAGACCUUCGGUUUCAGGAAAUGUUUUGUCUCACAAGAAAAUGACGCACGCUCCUGGUAGAGGGAGAACAACGUCGCGGCCGAGUCAUUUUACGCGUACUCUGGGAGAUUUAAAACCGCGAGCACCAGUACCUGCUGAUUCGUUGGCGCUUCGUUACCAAAAGGGUGUUGCAAAAUAAUCUCUACCUAUUAUUUCUGAUGUGAGCGUUACAGUAGGUUAGGCUAGCACAAUUAAUCUUCAGGAUGUGAGGUUACGAGGGGAAUUUAUACUUGCAUUUUUUAGACAGAUAACAAAUUUUAGGUGAUCUCUGUGUAUAUAAUUAAUUUUUAACCCUAUUUUACUAACCAAACAAAGGAAUUGUGUUUUUAAAAUGUUAAUGUAAAAUAUUUUACCGAGAGAAGGAAAGAACAAAGAAAAACAAUGAUUGUAGACAAACAUGAGACAUUUCAAAUAAACUCUGAAUGUAAUUACAAUUUUCCACUAUGCGAACGAGAUAUUUUGAUCAAAAGCUCGGACUGCGUAUUCUCUAAAUAUUUUGACAUUUUAAAAUGAAUUCUCAUGACACUUCAAGCUAGGUAUUUGUGAUUUUUAUCACUGAAAGUUAUAAAUUUUGCUGACUUUGGAGAAUAAUAAUUAAUGGUAAUGUAUUACGUAAAAGAAGAAAUACUGCAUAUUGGUUGCAAUUAUUGUUUUUGUUUGUUAUUUAUGAGCACUGGUCUUCAGUAUGUUAAUGGAUUAAAAUGUUUAACCUGUGACUAAUACACCUUAGAUAUCUCAAUCUAGCGGAGACUAUAGCGGGAUAUCCUGGUCCGCAACUUAUACGCAUAUUUUUGAAUUUUUACGAUAUCUAUGCCGUCAGCGGUAAAUCGUUGAUACUCUGCCAGGUUUUACGAACGUAUGGAAGUAUUUCAUGCCUUCCAAAAUAUAGGAGUCGUCAACCUGAGAAAUAUUUGGCAGUUAAUAUGUUAAGACUCGUAUAGUUGACACGUCAAUUAUAAGUUGGCAAAAUUCUGGUUUUAAGUACAGUACAGUGUGUGUGAGAUCGAGCUUUAUUUCUCUCAUACACAUCCUCAAAUUUUUGCUCUUAUAGAUUCAUUAUCUAGAAGUGCCUACAGUAGGACGUGUUAGACAUCAUUUUCACGCAAUGUAUUUUAACGCAGUUUUUUUAAUUUGAAAAGAUUGUGAAUCAAUUAUGUGUUUGUAAGUGUGUAUGAAAUUAUGCAUUAUAACUUAGUAUUCAUGUGUACAAACUUUAUUUUUUAUAUUAGUGGUUGCAGGAAACUACCCUUUUUUUAAAAAAAAACAACAUUAAAUUGGUAAUCGGUCAAAUGUCUGUAGCUUUCAACUGUUACCCAUAAAGGAACUAAUCAGAUUUCGUCUGUCACAGUAAUAACUGCUAAAAAGUAAAUACACUGAGAGAAAACUGUGUUUUUAAGACAGUUGUUAGCCGGACGCAAGACGCACUGGUUUUAUGUUCGUUAAUAUAAACCAUUAUCCUUUUAUUAUACAAGAAGAUAUUUAAUGUGUGAAAUAUAAAUUUAUUGUUGUAUGAAUAUUGUGUAUUAUUUUCGUAAAUAAAUAAAUAUAUAUGUGAAA
Zootermopsis nevadensis is the source of this 3392-nucleotide messenger RNA. Lineage: Eukaryota; Metazoa; Arthropoda; Insecta; Blattodea; Termopsidae. The record is from RefSeq and is a predicted model, not a curated record.